Zasmidium cellare ATCC 36951 is the source of this 648-nucleotide messenger RNA. RefSeq lists its product as uncharacterized. The coding region runs from base 1 to 648 and encodes 215 amino acids. The transcript is spliced from 6 exons. Gene Ontology annotation, molecular function: ER lumen protein retrieval receptor activity. The record is from RefSeq and is a predicted model, not a curated record. Gene Ontology annotation, cellular component: cis-Golgi network; endoplasmic reticulum; membrane. Gene Ontology annotation, biological process: endoplasmic reticulum to Golgi vesicle-mediated transport; protein retention in ER lumen. Lineage: Eukaryota; Fungi; Ascomycota; Dothideomycetes; Mycosphaerellales; Mycosphaerellaceae.
AUGAAUAUCUUUCGAAUGCUAGGCGACUUGUCGCAUUUGGCGUCGAUUUUCAUAUUGCUUGCGAAGAUGAAGUCCUCGAGUUCGGCGUCUGGCAUAUCGUUCAAGAGCCAGUUUCUCUAUCUGGUCGUUUAUGUUACGAGAUACCUUGACCUGCUCUGGACGGACCCAACGAAAUCGCUCUGGAACACCACUUUCAAGAUUGUCUUCAUUGGCGCACAGGUCUACACGGUUUACCUCAUGCUCAACGAUUAUAAACCAACGCACGAUCCGAACCAAGACACAUUCAAGGUGGAAUAUCUUGUAGGAGGAGCUGCAGUUCUGGGGAUAUUAUUUCCCGUGAAAUACACACCAGCAGAGAUGCUCUGGGCAUUCUCCAUCUGGCUAGAAUCGGUUGCGAUCCUCCCACAGCUAUUCAUGCUCCAACGGACAGGCGAGGCAGAGACUAUCACCACGCAUUACCUCUUUGCUCUGGGUGCCUACCGAGCUCUCUACAUUCCCAACUGGAUAUACCGCUUCUUCACCGAGAAUGGCUACUGGGAUCCAAUUCCCGUUCUUGCAGGCAUCGUUCAGACUGUUCUUUACUCCGACUUCUUCUGGAUCUACUACACUAAGGUCCUACAAGGCAAGAAGUUCAACCUCCCAGUGUAG